Lethenteron reissneri (Far Eastern brook lamprey) is the source of this 2073-nucleotide messenger RNA. RefSeq names its product snurportin 1 (gene SNUPN). Lineage: Eukaryota; Metazoa; Chordata; Hyperoartia; Petromyzontiformes; Petromyzontidae. Gene Ontology annotation, biological process: protein import into nucleus; snRNA import into nucleus. The record is from RefSeq and is a predicted model, not a curated record. Gene Ontology annotation, cellular component: nucleus; cytoplasm. Gene Ontology annotation, molecular function: nuclear import signal receptor activity; protein binding.
CGCCUCACCCCCCCCACUACCCCUAGGUAAGAUGGCCGCCUUCCGGCAUCAGCCGCCUCAGCCCGGCGAUGGUCCCGGCGGCGAUGAACUCUGAGAGGAACCGCGUGGAAGUGAACCAGAGUCCGGAGUCGUCCGCGAAGAAUCCGAAGAGCCGUGAAGCUCUUUAGCUCGCUGUUGCGCAGACGUCCUGAGUGAGUUGGGCUCGGAGCCGCGUUCCGUCCCCUCACGCCUCUUGCCGCCGCUGUUGUUGUUGUUGAAGGCUGAGCGGCCAUGGAGGAGCUGGUGGACGCGCUGGCCGGCUCGAUGGCCGUGACGUCGUCUCCCAACAGCACGGCCGCUCCGCACCCGCGCCUGGCUCAGUACAAGCAGCGCUGCAGCAGCAGCCAGAGUCAGAGCGAGCGCCGACAAAAGCUUCUGGAGCUGCAGAAAUCGAAGAGGUUGGACUAUGUCAACCAUGCCCGGCGCCUGGCCAUGGAGGACUGGGCGGGCAUGGGGGACGUGGCGCGGACGGCUCGGGGUAAGAACGCGCGGGAAGCACCGAACGAGGAGGAUGCAGAAGAGGGGAGUGAAGACGACAUGGAGGUGGACAUGAAGCACAAGAAGCUGCCGCGGUCCUACGCCAACCAGCUGAUGUUGUCGGAGUGGUUGGUGGAGGUGCCGGCGGACCUGUGUGAGGAGUGGCUCAUGCUCGUGUGCCCCGUGGGCAAGCGCUGUCUCGUCGUCGCGUCACGGGGGAGCACGGCGGUGUACACCAAGAGCGGCUACUGCGUGAAUCGGUUUUCGUCGCUGCUUCCCGGCGGUCGCCACGGACAACACAAAGAGUACAGCAUCCUCGACUGCGUGUUCAGCGAGGUCGACCGCACCUACUACAUCCUGGACGUCAUGUGCUGGCGCGCACAUCCUGUCUACGACUGCGAGACAGAGUUCCGCUUUUUCUGGCUCCAGUCCAAGCUGCGGGACGAGGGCGCGGUGACGGAGACGUCCCAGCGCAACCCGUUCCGCUUCGUGGGUCUGCAGUCCUUCGCCUGCUCUCCGGACGUCCUGACGACAGCACUGGCCUCCUCCGAGUUCCCCUACGAGGUGGAUGGGUUGCUGUUCUAUCACAAGCGCACGCACUACUGCCCAGGCAGCACGCCGCUCGUCGGCUGGCUCAAGGCCUACAUGGUGCAGGACGUGCUGGGCCUGGCUGUGCCCGACGCCGGCCCCACGGCGCGUCCGCCCCACGCCCACAGGCAGCUGCAGGACAUCAUCGAGCAGAAGCAGCUGAAGAAGGCUGCAGCCCGUGAUGCGGGCCAGGCGGAGGGGCAGUCCGAGCCGAGCGACCGCUACGAGCUGGAGCACCUGUCCACCAUCCGCCCGCCGCCACCGCCGUUGGACGUUGACAUCGGCUGACUCGCGUCGCCGGCGUCGUUCCACGCGAUGUCGUGUCAGUGUCGGGUGCGACGUUCCCCAAGUUUCACCGCCUCCGUGCGGGAACCCGAGGUCCGCGACGCUUGUACGCGCGUACGUACGUGUUGGACUUCGUUCACACCACCGUACGUAGCCAACCGUGCCAUUCGGAGGUGCGAGGGGAAAGACAACAAGCUAAACACAAAAAGCAGUUCAAAAUAAAUGCGUUUUCAAUGUAUCUAUGUUGAACUUCUUUUGCACCACCGCACGUAGCCAACUGCUCAUCGGGAGGUGCAGGGGGAAGGGCAAACUAAACACAAACACCAGUUGUAAAGAUAUUCGUUUUCAAUUGUUUUGCGUCCCUGUCGAUGGAAUGGGCAGUGUUCUCGUGCUCUCGCUGAUGAUCUCGUACUGCCAUUUGAAGAGCAACGAUUGUAAAAGAUUUCAGUUGUCGGUGAUUUAGCCAUUCAAUUGCUGUCUCGUGAGAGUUGGUGGAUUGCAGAUACACUCACCUACUUGCUCACCCACUCACCCAUCCAUUCACGCACCAAACUCACCUCAUUCAUCCACUCACCUACCCACUCAAUCACCCACCCAUUCACCCACCAACCCACGCACUCAUUGACUCGCUCACUUAUUCACCCAUCCAACCACUUAUUCGCCCACCCAUUCACCCACCAACCC